UAUGUGUUCCGCCCACAUUUAACAAUCAUGUUCUUUCACCGAUCCUAUAACGUCGACAAGACCUACGAACUUCUAACUUGUGAUGGUGAGGUAUGUGUCGUCUGGAAACGGCAAACAAAAUCAGAACUCUUAGUGAAGCAGGGAUGUCUUUCGGGCGUGGAUACGCAUUUCACGGCGAAAAUCGGUUGCAGGACAAACUUAGCCGGCGCUUCGAUGUGUAUUUGCAACGAUGGUGAUCAAUGCAAUCAUGUCGAACGGAUAGAGGAUACCUUACGUCCACUUCCAGUUGUAAGACUUCCUCUAGUGGAGUGUAUAAGCAAAGUGACAAGUACCAAUAUAGCCGAUACUCGAAGAGAACGGUUGUGCUUCUCUAAUUAUUGCCACAAGACAAGGACAGAAUCAUAUUCCGGAGAAUUUCCUCCUGAUGUCAUAACUCUGUACAACUGCGGUGACAAAAGUGAAUUCGAUUUCGAUUUACGCUUGAGGAACAGUAUAGAUUUCCCAGCACUCUACCCCAAUGGAUGCUAUCGCAUUCAGUAUCAACCGAAGCAGAGUGUAACCGACUGCUUUUGCUCAAAGAAUCACUGCAAUACGAAUCUUCCACUGGUACGAACUGGACCAGUUCGAUGCUACGUCAUCUACGACCACCUUCAGGUGAAUAAAAAGCAUUUCUGCAAUGGCGACUAUUGCUUCGUGCAAAAACAUAGCGGCAAGUACGCCAAAGGCUGUGUGUCGGUAAACGAACGCAAUAGCUUGAGUCACUUAAAGAGUGGUUAUCGGCGUAUAUUAGACGUGGAACAGUGGUUAUGUCAAAAUCAUCUUUGUAAUUUUGACCUGGCCAGAGUUAUGCGAGCAAUCUCUCCUAGUCGUCAAACAAAGGGCAGAUUUAGCAGAUCUUCUAAUAGUUGUCCAUUCUCCGUUGUUACUUUCAUACUACUUCUCGUUGCUAGGUUUCCUUCUACAUGA
Angiostrongylus costaricensis is the source of this 966-nucleotide messenger RNA. NCBI's taxonomy places the organism in Eukaryota, Metazoa, Nematoda, Chromadorea, Rhabditida, Metastrongylidae. The record is from the annotation of a GenBank genome assembly.